AUGUCUGAAGGCUAGACCCCCCAAAAAGAAUCGAGUGUGAUGGCGUUGGCUUCAAGUACUAAACAAGUAGAUCAAAGGGGUUCGGGGAAAGCGUAAAACAAUUUCCUCCCCCGCUACCUCUUUUUUCCUGUGGAAAUCAUUUUCCAAUUCCAAUCUGUGAAAACUUUGAUCUACAACAAAACAAAAAUGGGCGAUAGUGAGAGCGAGAGCGAGGCCCCCAAAGUGAAGCUACGUCCAAUCGUGCGACUUGGGAUGUUCCUCAUUUCUCACAGCCACCUCCUUAGUGUGGUUUGCUGCACAGCUGGGGUUCUCACUCUUCUUCUUCUGCCACUUCUCGCCAAGAACACCUACAUUUCCGAAAAUGCCCUCAUGCCAGGUUCAGCAAAUCCCAUGCUCUCUAGUCAAGAAGUCUCAGAGGCAAAUGGACUGGUGAAGGAUUUAACCAAUUUAGAUUUGAAACCUAUGGCCAGUGGCAUAGAAAGUCAAAGACUGAUUGCCCAAUAUAUGUCCAACUUGGGUGCCGAAGUUAGUUUUCAAAAGUUCUACCCUCAAUCAAAUCAGUUUCAUCCAUUGCACUUUUUUUCUAGCCCUGAUUCUGCAACAAUUCGGGAGAACAUUAGUUGUUCAUCAUUUGGUCUCAAUACUGUUGGAAUAAUAAGAGCCCCACGUGGUGAUGGGAAAGAAGCUAUUGUCUUGGUGACACCUUACAAUUCUGAGAAGAUUGGGUUGGGUGAGGCUUUAUCUUUGGGCAUUGCAUACUCAGUAUUUUCCUUGCUAACCCGAGUUACUUGGCUGGCCAAGGAUAUUAUAUGGGUUGUUGCAGAUUCAAAAUAUGGAGAAUAUGCUGCAGUUGAUGCUUGGCUAAGAGAUUAUUACAUUCCUGUAUUUAGUGGAUUAGGCACACAAUAUGCUGAAAUGUGUCAUGGACUGGAAGAGAACACUAUCACAGAAAGAAAUAUGCGUGAUGGUUUUAAACGAGCUGGGACUAUGGCUGCAGCCCUUGUGAUUAAGGUAGUGGAUAGAAGUGAACAAUUUGAGGACAGUCUUAGCAUAUAUGCUGAGGCAUCCAAUGGACAGAUGCCAAACCUAGAUCUCAUUAAUAUUGUAAAUUAUUUAGCAGUUCAUAGGCAAGGUUUGCGGAUAAAGGUGGAGAAAAUGUGGUCUUUACUUAACUGCAAAUGGCUCAUGAUUUUGGGAGAAAUACUUGAAUCACUAGGACAUUUGGCUAAAAGCUUAAACCCCCAGUGGAAGUUUGGUAUCCCAGCUGCAGAUUAUGUUGAGGGCACUGCUACGCUCGCAAGUUCAUUGUAUUACCAGGCUUUGGGUAUUCCAACAGGUCCCCAUGGUGCUUUUCGUGAUUACCAGGUAGAUGCAAUUACUUUGGAAAUUUCUUCUAGAGUUUCUUCAAAUAACAAGGGUAGGCAAAAUGACUUCCUUCUGCGAGGUGGCCGGUUGAUUGAAGGAGUUAUACGAUCAGUAAACAACCUCCUUGAAAAGUUUCAUCAGUCAUUCUUUCUGUACCUUUUAACAUCGCCUAGUAAGUUUCUAUCUGUUGGAGUCUACAUGAUCGCCUUUGCACUACUCGUUGCAUCACUCCCGAUGGUUGCAGCUUCUCUCUAUGCUCAUGCUAAUAAUUUGGAUCCUAGUUUUGAAAAAAACAAAUCCAAUCAUCCAGCCAGUGCUGCUAAUGAACUUGGCAUCACUCUCAGAUCAUGGAAAUGGCUCUAUGCAGCGAAAAAGGUUCUUGUAGUUCACCUGUGGGGAGCUGUUGUUUUAUUACUCCCAUACUUCAUCUGUCAAAUUCCCAAUUGCACUCCAACAACCAGCUUUGUAGUCUGGGUUUUGCUUUCAAUCUUCAGCCUUCUGAUCUUGUUCUGGAUUUUGGGUUCUCCAUUUUACUAUGUUAAUGCAUCUCAACCUCAACAAAGAGAAUGGGCUCUCUUGAAAUCGGUGACUAUUUCAGCUGCCUUCAUUGGUCUGUGCCUCAUGUCAGUCAUUAACUUUGCUACAGCUGAAAUUGGGGCUUUGCUAAUGGUCCCUAUGUGUUUGAUGGCUCACCCUUUGAAGCUUGAUGUUAAAUCUAGAAAGUUGAGAAAAUUUUCAAGGGUGGCUUGUAAUCUAGCUUUGGGGUUUAUUGGGUUUCCACCAACUGCUUUUUUGGUGUUUAAAGGUGUAUUUGAAGGCUUUGAUGGCAUUAGUGUUAGUGACUUCUGGAAUUGGUUGGAAUCCAUUUGGGCAUGGAGCAGUGCUACUUACCUCUAUAUAGGUAUGAUUCACCUGCCAUGCUGGAUAUUGUGUAUUCAUGUAAUACUUCAUCCUUGUUGACAUGUCUUUCUCAAUUUUACCGUGUAUUACUGAGCGAAUUAAACAUACAAAUCAUAAGAUUAAUUGCAUUUUUAUCUCAAUGUUAUC
Messenger RNA from Quercus lobata, 2412 nucleotides. RefSeq names its product GPI transamidase component family protein / Gaa1-like family protein. Gene Ontology annotation, cellular component: membrane; GPI-anchor transamidase complex. The transcript has 6 exons. NCBI's taxonomy places the organism in Eukaryota, Viridiplantae, Streptophyta, Magnoliopsida, Fagales, Fagaceae. Bases 187 to 2325 code for a protein of 712 amino acids. The record is from RefSeq and is a predicted model, not a curated record. Gene Ontology annotation, biological process: attachment of GPI anchor to protein.